Hipposideros armiger (great roundleaf bat) is the source of this 4379-nucleotide messenger RNA. RefSeq names its product TatD DNase domain containing 2 (gene TATDN2). Gene Ontology annotation, molecular function: hydrolase activity, acting on ester bonds. The record is from RefSeq and is a predicted model, not a curated record. NCBI's taxonomy places the organism in Eukaryota, Metazoa, Chordata, Mammalia, Chiroptera, Hipposideridae. The transcript has 7 exons. The coding region runs from base 620 to 2356 and encodes 578 amino acids.
GGCCGCAGGACUGGGGCGGGAGUCGAGCCGGUGGCCGGGGCGGAACGUCCGGGCCGUGGGGAAGGCGGGACCGACGUGUGGGCUGCGGCGCAGGGACGGAAGAGGUGGCCGAGAGGUGUCCUGAGGCGGUGGACCCCGGCGCCGCCGGCUCCUGAGGGGCGACGCGGGCCCCUUCCGGCCUGGGCUGGUCGGCGGGGCCGCGGGAGCAGGGCGGGCCACGCGCCGGUCCGGCCCUGCGGCCCGCCAUCGGCGUUCUGGGGCCUGCGGGCGGCGCGCCCGCCCAAGGGCUGCGGGUCCAGCCGCCAUGUGUAGACCUUAAGCGCCAGUAGUCUUAGGAAGCGCUUUGACAUCUCUGAAGGGCUUUGUAUUGCAAACUAAAUCGAAGCUCUUUGUAGUCCCGGAAGCGCUUUGACAUCUCCGAGGUAGCGCUGUGCAAACUGAAGCGUUUGGUAAUCGUGGAAGCACGUUGUGGGCUGGGAAACCGAACCGAAGCCUUUAGUAAACCUUGCAGCGUUUUGACUUCUCCGAAGCGCUUUGGAAUCGCAAACAGUCGAAGCGCUUUGGCAUCUCUGAAACAGAGAACUGUGAUGGGCAGUGGAAAGAAGGGGGAAAGGUGCCCAUGGCGUCGGAGCGGCGCAAGGUCAAGUACCACUGGAGUAGCACUUCGGAAGGGUGUUCCCGCAAGCGCAGCUGCCUCCGGGAGACCAGUGAUGUGGCCCCCUCCAGACGGCCCGCUCAUAGCUCUGCGUCGCGUUCUGGAGGGGCCAGCAGCCCCAAGCGCCUGAAAGCCCAGAAGGAGGACGAUGUGGCCUGCACACCAAGGUUGUCUUGGGACUCAUCCCGCCGCAGAAAUUCUUCCUCUUCCUCCCAUUCCUCUGGCCCAGGUGUGGACGGGGCUGCCUCCAAAGGCUGCCUGAUUCGGAGCACACGGGGUUUCCUUUCGUCAGGGGGAUCUCUGCGCCCUGCCAACCCCUCUCUAGAAGAAAUGGCUUCUCUAGAGGAAGAAGCUUGCAGCCUUAAGCCUAAAGAAAGGGAGGUGGUGAUAGAACACAGCUCUUCAGGAAGUGACUGGUCCGAUGUGGAUGAAGUCUCCACAGUCAGAUUCUCUCAGGAGGAGCCUGUCUCACUGAAACCCUCGGCAGUUCCAGAGCCUUCUGCCUUCCCCACUGACUAUGUCAUGUACCCCGCCCAUUUGUAUAGUAGUCCUUGGUGUGACUAUGCUAGCUAUUGGACCAGCAGCCCCAAGCCUAGCUACCCUGCCAUGGGCAGCAGCAGCAAUGACACGUUGCAGGCUGGGAGGAGCAGCAGGGGCCUCCUGAGUGAUUAUUCCCCCAACUCGACAGUGAGCUCCCCAAACACCUCCAGAGACCUGGAGGUGACAGAGGAGGGCAGAUCCCAGAGUUCUCGUUCAUUUCGUUUCUCCAGAAGCUUGGAAGAAGAGGAGGUCAAGGAGAAAAGAACAUUCCGGGAGGAGAUACCACCCCGUUCUUGUGAAGGACAUGCAUCUAGCUCCCUGCCAAGGAGCCAUCGGGAGCCAAGCCUAGAGGAGGGUUUCAUUGAUACCCAUUGCCACUUGGACAUGCUCUAUUCUAAGUUGUCUUUCAAAGGGACCUUUAGCAAAUUCAGAAAAAUUUAUAGCAGCUCCUUCCCUAAGGAAUUUCAGGGCUGCAUCUCUGACUUCUGUGAUCCCAGGACACUGACAGAUUGCCUGUGGGAGGAGCUGUUGAAAGAGGAUAUGGUUUGGGGGGCUUUUGGCUGUCACCCUCAUUUUGCACGUUACUACAGUGAGAGUCAAGAAAGAAAUCUCUUGCAAGCUUUAAGGCACCCCAAGGCUGUGGCAUUUGGGGAAAUGGGUUUGGAUUACUCGUAUAAGUGCACCACGCCUGUCCCAGAACAGCACAAGGUAUUUGAGAGACAGCUGCAGCUGGCCGUGUCUCUAAAGAAGCCCUUGGUGAUCCACUGCCGAGAAGCUGACGAAGAUCUGCUGAGCAUCAUGAAAAAAUAUGUGCCCUCAGACUACAAGAUCCAUAGGCAUUGCUUCACUGGCAGCUACCCAGUCAUCGAGCCCCUGUUGAAGCACUUCCCCAACAUGUCUGUGGGCUUCACGGCAGUCCUGACUUACUCCUCCGCCUGGGAGGCCCGGGAAGCUCUGAAACAGAUCCCGCUGGAGAGAAUCAUCGUAGAAACCGAUGCCCCCUACUUCCUGCCUCGACAGGUUCCCAAAAGCCUUUGCCAGUAUGCCCACCCAGGCCUGGCCUUGCAUACAGUUCGAGAGAUUGCCAGGGUCAAAGAUCAGCCGCUCUCCCGCACCUUGGCUACUCUUCGUGAAAACACCAGCCGCCUCUACAAUCUAUAAGCAGUGAGGCUGCAGUCAGGAGUCACGCAUAAAAGGAUGACCAGUGGCCUGACAGAACACAGGCUGGGUUUCAACGCUGCCUGGGUCCCAGGACAAGAGUGUGUUUGGAGAGCCCAUUGGAAUGGAGAAAACCAGGACCAGAGGCAGGAUGUUUUCCUGGAAACUUUGUCAAAAGGCUUCUGCUUCUGGCUGCUGGGUGGAUGGGGUGGGGUGCAGUGAAGCGGGGUGAGGGGAAGGGUUUGCCUUUCAGGCACAAUGCUCCAGGGCAGUCAGGGAAGAAGAAAGAGGCUGGUAGGAGGGUGCAGUAAAUUUGCCAGCCCAGGUCCCUGUCCUCUGCAGCCUGUGUUUUAGAGCAGUCUGUGAAUAAAGUCACCUUCCUACUCGUCUAAGCACAUGUCAGUGUGUAACUUGGUUCCUGGUUCUCAGUUCUAAGAACGAACUCCUAGUGGGAAAUCUCCUGGGGGACCUUUGCUGGAAACCUGUCUCAGAGGUUUGUUUUCCUGCAACCAGUGGAGUCAUCCCCCUUCCUUCCCUGGAUAACUCUUCAAUGUGGUUGUUGCUGUGUCAACUCUGCGUCGGCACAGGUGGGACGACCUCAGCUGCUGGUCUCCCUGGUUCCACUGCCAUCGAUAUGGAGUGGGCAGCGGGGCACUCAUUGUAUAGGGAAGUCCUGGCUGAUGGAGAUCUGGACAGAUUGGGGGACUCAAGGAAGAGGUUUUCUGGAACAAGAUGACCCCAACGACAGUGUUCCCACUCACUGACACCCCAUCCCCAGGGCUGCAGCUUGGGCAUGUUAAAUUGAUAAGGGUCCAGCUUGCAGCAGAAGCUACCUGCUAGUUUGCUAUUGGGAUCCCAGCUGCCUUUUGUUCCAUUUUUGCCCCCUUCUGGAACACUGGACCAGGAAUACUCCUUCUUUUCAUUGCUUAUGACAGCCCCUCAUAUUCCCCAACCAGGUGGAGAGGUAGACCAUUUUAAUUCCCCAGAGCUCUGCUUGAGCCACUCAUCAUAUUCUAUUACCCAUGCAGGACAGGCAGUCCUGGUGUCUGUAAGUCUCUCAGUCACCCUCCUGUGUAUGUGGGGGGGUCUCCCUUGCCUUUGCCUCCUCUGUGUCCUUUCUCCAUGUUGCAAGUGAGAGCCUCUCCUUUGACUUUUGAGCAGCUAGAUCAUCUCAAGUUUUGAGCUGUGUUCUGUUCCCUGCUGGUGCCUUGUAAAGGUAUAUUCAUUACAGGCCCUGGAAGGUUGUAAUAAUCAAGGAUUAAGUGUGAGGACUCUGCACUCUGUCCAGAUGGAUCCUUUACCCCAGUCUCCCGCAGUGGAACACGUCACCCCGAGUCCCUUGUGUGUUUCUUGGAGGCCGGUAGCUUAAAUGUAAAGUCCAUCACUUACGCUGAAUUUCUCUAGGUGUUUUUGGAAGGUACAUUGGAGCCCUCUAAGUUAAAAGGGAAUGGACUUACCAUGUUUUAUAUUUGGUAUUUCUGUCUUGCCCCUGUAUACAAGUUGCUGGCCUGGGAAGUAGGCCUUGAUUCACCGUCGACCUUCCAUGGAUAGCUGUGUGUUGUCUGUGCCUCGAAUUUGGCAACGUGGGGAAUCGGGGGCUCAUUCUGCUUGGAAGAUUUUGCGGACUGCUAAGUAUUGAGUGCUUUAUUGUCACCCAAAUGAACUGCAGCAUAUUCAUCUCCUUCACAACGAGCCCUGUAAGUCAAUACUACCUAUACAGGAAACCAACUAGUCCUGUGUUAGAGGAUUAAAAAUGAUGACUAAAUGGAUGUCUCCGAGCCUAUGCAGUCUUCCUGCCAAGGUAAAGCACAAGGUGCUAUAUACUUUUAUCUCUAGGAUUUAGGAUUAUCAUUUCUGUGCUGGGGGCAUGAAAGCUGGUUAGCAAUGUUUAUGAUUUUGGAUGGCUGACUUGAUUGUUUUAGCUGUGCUGCCGGAAUGCCUCUGUAUUACCCCCACCUCUGGCUGUCAAUUUCUGAAAAUAAAGGAUGGACCCUCAGCCAAUUCCUGUGCUCUCCACAUUUGUUUA